GGAUGCUGCGAGAGCGGCCGCACUGGUUACGGCGAGCCGCGGCCAGCCAUGAAGCCGCCCAUUUCAAUACAGGCAAGUGAGUUUGAUUCUUCAGACGAAGAGCCUAUUGAAGAUGAACAGACUCCAAUUCAAAUCUCAUGGCUACCUCUGUCACGAGUGAAUUGCUCACAGUUUCUCGGUUUAUGUGCUCUUCCAGGUUGUAAAUUUAAAGAUGUUAGAAGAAACAUUCACAAAGAUACAGAGGAACUAAAGAGCUACGGGAUCCAAGACGUAUUUGUUUUCUGCACCAGAGGGGAGCUGUCAAAAUAUCGAGUCCCAAACCUUCUGGACCUCUACCAACAGUCUGGAAUUGUCACCCAUCACCACCCAAUUCCAGAUGGAGGGACUCCUGACAUCGGCAGCUGCUGGGAAAUCAUGGAGGAGCUGGCCACCUGCCUGAAAAACCACCGGAAAACCCUGAUACACUGCUAUGGAGGACUUGGAAGAUCCUGUCUUGUAGCUGCUUGUCUCCUCCUAUACUUGUCUGACUCAGUAUCACCACAGCAAGCCAUAGACAGCCUUCGAGAUGUCAGGGGAUCUGGGGCCAUACAGACCAUCAAGCAAUAUAAUUAUCUUCAUGAGUUCCGGGAUAAAUUAGCUACAUAUCUAUCAUCAAGAGAUUCACUAUCAAGAUCUGUGUCCAGAUAAUGAAGAUGUCAAAUACAUGCCUACAUGUGAAGUUCCCAAGUUCUCUAGCAUAAUUUGUAUUGAAGCAAAACUACUAGUGCUACCAUCCUGAAUAUAAAUGUUAUGUGUGGAUCCUCCAA
This is a messenger RNA of Arvicola amphibius (Eurasian water vole), 806 nucleotides long. It is a transcript of the gene Cdkn3, whose product is annotated as cyclin dependent kinase inhibitor 3. Gene Ontology annotation, molecular function: protein tyrosine phosphatase activity. The transcript has 8 exons. Gene Ontology annotation, biological process: protein dephosphorylation. Bases 49 to 687 code for a protein of 212 amino acids. The record is from RefSeq and is a predicted model, not a curated record. NCBI's taxonomy places the organism in Eukaryota, Metazoa, Chordata, Mammalia, Rodentia, Cricetidae. Gene Ontology annotation, cellular component: nucleus.